This is a messenger RNA of Paramecium pentaurelia, 198 nucleotides long. The record is from the annotation of a GenBank genome assembly. NCBI's taxonomy places the organism in Eukaryota, Ciliophora, Oligohymenophorea, Peniculida, Parameciidae.
AUGAUGCUUCACUAAUUUUAAAGUAUCCCUAGAAGGAUAUUAUUUAUAUAAAUGCUACAAAAGUUAAAUUUAACAAAAAUUAUUUUAUAAUGUGUAGCAUUUAUAUAAAUAUAAAAAAUUAUUAUAAUAACCAUUUGCUACUGUUAUCUUCACAAAUAAAGUAUUUUAAUAUUCAAUUAAAUAAAACUUAAAUCUUGA